Oryza brachyantha (malo sina) is the source of this 4507-nucleotide messenger RNA. RefSeq names its product putative pentatricopeptide repeat-containing protein At1g13630. Lineage: Eukaryota; Viridiplantae; Streptophyta; Magnoliopsida; Poales; Poaceae. The transcript is spliced from 8 exons. Gene Ontology annotation, molecular function: protein binding. Bases 132 to 2558 code for a protein of 808 amino acids. The record is from RefSeq and is a predicted model, not a curated record.
GCCGGCAUCCUCCGAUGCUCGCCGCCGCCGCUGCCGGCUAGCGCCGGCGGUGGUCCAGCUCUAUACGGAGCCCGAGCUCUGCCUUUAUACAAACACCCUCCCCCCACCAUGAGACCCUGCGCCCUUCUCGGAUGCCCUUCCGACCGCGCCUCCCGCCGCUCCGCCUCCUCCUGCCUCAUCUCCGGCGCCGCCGCUCUCCCUGUUCGCCCCUCCCUGCGCGGAGAACGCUUUCGUUUUAUCCCUCGGCGGCGGCGGCGGCGGCGGGGGAAAUGACGGAGUCCGAGGAGGACGCGGUUGGUAGGGAUACCCGCGCCCCUCCCUUCGUUGGCGGGAUAGCACGGGGGGCGCCUAGGAUCGGCUGCAAAGGAGGGGCGGUUGGGGAGGAGGAGGAGGAAGGGCUCGAGAGGGAGGCCUCCGUUGUCGCGCGUAUCGAGCUCUGCCAUGCGCUGGUGCGGGAGAGGAGGUGGCGGGAGAUGCGGGCAUGCCUGACGCAGCUGGUGAGCGAGCAAGGGUCCGGGUCUGCGCCAACUCUCUGUGACAUCUUGUGGCAUAGAUUCAGAGAGUGGGAUCCCAACAGUUGUGUAUGGGAUGCUUUAGCAAAUAGCUAUGCUAGAGCUCAGAUGGUUCAUGAUGCCCUCUACGUUCUUAGUAAAAUGAGCAGCCUGAACAUGAAAAUCUCGGUAUUUACCUAUGAUAGUUUAUUGCACGGCUUGAGGAAGACAGACAUGGCACUGGAGCUUUUUGAAGAAAUGGAGUCGCGCGGUGUCUCUCCCAGUGAAUAUUCUCAUAGUAUUGUCAUUGAUGGCCUCUGUAAGCAGGAUAAGGUUGGAGAAGCUUUAUCUUUCCUUCAGGAAGCAAGGAAGGAGGGAAGGUUUAAACCUGUUGGAAUGGCCUUUAACAUCCUUAUGUCUGCAUUGUGCAAUUGGGGGUUUGUUCAGUCUGCAAAAUCAUUUUUAUGUCUGAUGCUGAAAUAUGGAUUAAUCCCUGACAGAUAUACCUUUUCUACUCUUAUACACGGUCUAUGUAAAGUAGGUUCCAUGGAGGAAGCAUUGGAUCUUUUUGAGAGAGUGACAAAAGAAGGAAUGGGACUUGAUACUGUGACAUACAAUAGCCUUAUUAAUGGAUACCGAUUGCUUGGUUUAACAAGAGAAAUUACUAAAAUUAUUCAGAUUAUGCGAAGCCAAGGCAUUGAGCCUGAUCUUGUCACUUAUACUAUACUUAUUGCUGGUCACUGUGAACAUGGUGAUGUUGAAGAAGGAAUGAAGAUAAGAAAGGAUGUUUUAGACCAAGGUUUGCAGUUGAAUAUUGUCACAUAUAGUGUCCUUCUCAAUGCUCUCUUCAAAAAAGGCUUGUUCUAUGAAAUUGACAACCUACUUGCUGAGAUAUACAAUAUUGGUUUGGAUAUGGAUGUUGUCGCAUAUUCCAUCCUCAUCCAUGGGUAUUGCAAGCUAGGGGAGAUUGAAAGAGCUCUUCAAGUAUGCAAUGUGAUGUGCAGGUCUCACAGGGUAGUGCCAACAUCACUGAACCAUUUGUCUAUUCUUCUAGGGCUUUGCAAGAAAGGAUUGUUAGUUGAAGCAAGGUGGUAUUUGGAAAACGUAGCUAUAAAAUAUCAACCAACUGAUGUAGUGUUUUAUAAUGCCGUCAUUGAUGGGUAUGCAAAAAUUGGUGAUAUUAUUAAUGCCGUUCAUUUGUAUGAUCAGAUCACUGUAGCUGGUAUGCACCCAACCAUUGUCACGUGCAAUUCUCUUCUAUAUGGGUAUUGUAAAAGUGGGGAUCUGGAACUUGCAGAGAGCUAUUUUAGGGCUAUUCAGCUAAGUGGACUUCUACCAACAGCAGUGACAUACACCACCUUGAUGGAUGCACUCUCUGAAGCUGGAGAAGUUAAUGCAAUGCUAAGUCUUUUUGAUGAAAUGGCCGCGAAGAGGAUCAAGGCAAAUGCAGUAACUUACAGUGUUGUUAUUAAAGGACUUUGUAAGCAGCUCAGAUUCGAUGAGGCUAUCAGUGUUCUCAGUGAUAUGAAUAACGAAGGUUAUGCUGACCCAAUAACUUACAAUACCCUCAUACAAGGUUUCUGUGAAGCACAAAACAUUCAGAUGGCUUUCCGCAUAUAUGACAUUAUGUUAUGCCGUGGCCUUGUCCCAACACCUGUUACUUACAACUUGCUUAUUAAUGUGCUGUGCUUGAAGGGAAAAGUUAAUCAAGCAGAAAUGCUUUUGGAGUCCCUCAGAGAAAAGGGCAUUAAGUUGAGAAAAUUUGCCUACACAACACUUAUCAAAGCUCAAUGUGCAAAAGGAAUGCCUAUCAAUGCUGUUUUGUUAAUCGGUAAGCUUCUAGAUGGAGGGUUUGAAGUUUCUAUCAAAGAUUUCAGUGCAGCAAUCAGUCGACUUUGCAAAAGACAAUUUACCAAAGACGCCUUCUUGUUUGUCGCAAUUAUGUUAUCUGUUGGUGUUUACCCAGAUGCUCAAAUAUAUUAUGUGCUACACAGAGCUCUGCAGAAAAGUAACAAGCUUGUCUAUCUACCCAUAUUACAUGCACUUGCUGUCAAAACUGGUAUUUAAUACCUUGAGCAUGUUUUAAAGGUGCUAUGUCCUUGUGUCUGGACAAUCGACAAUUGAGGACAAUAUUGGCUCAGGGAACCACAUGAUCAAUAUGUUGUGCCAAACAUGCCCAGACUGAGGACAUGUCAUGUGGUGAUAUUUUUAGCUCAAUCAGCAGUGGUGAGUAUAUCUUAGAUCCAUCAAUGAGGCAGAUAGGCAGAUGGCAUUAAGGUGAGCCAUCACCAUCGGCCAUCCGUCGGUGGAUGGAGCAACUGAGCAAUCAAGAAAGUAACAGGAAUGUUCUAGCUGUAGAGAGGCCAUGGAACCAAUUAAGUGUCAUUCGGUGCUGACCAGAGGUCAUGGAAUGUGAAAUUCCGACGUAUCAGCAGAGAUGCCACCACGGUUGAACUUCAGCUAUGUAACGACAAAUUUUCGGUCAUUGAAUGGUCGCUGUAUAGGCAUCACUGAAAACCAAGUUGAUCAGAGGGGAUCCAUGAAGCAUGAAAACCUCCUACUUGUCGGAUGGAAGAGGACAAGGAUGAGGCUAGCCAUCCCAGUCUCCCACUGAAGGGCAUCAUGUCAGGUGGCCCCCAGGAUCUCUAGUCUAAGCCCCAGAGAUCUCUUCUACCAAGCUAGCAUCUCCUGAGAUCUCUGUUUAGCAUCUGUUGCGUGACCGAAAGCCACAACUUCAGGGCUUGGUAGAAUGGUAGAUGGCUACCCUUGCCUUGCUCUGUUCGUUUUUUUGUCCUUCAUGUGCUUUAGUCAUUGUCCAUCCUGGGAUUCCAGCGUUUCCCUCUUUAUGUAAUUUGUCUAACGUGCAUUUCACAGUUACGCGUUUGUAAUCAAAUCAUGAUUAUUAGUCAGAAACAAUAGCACUUUGCAUUAAGAUGUACAGUAUUCAUGAUGCAGCCAACUGCAUGUACAUGUCUAGUGGAUAGACAACAGCUCAGGUUUGCCAUCAAAUCCUGAAGAGAGUUGACACUCGUCAUUACUUGAGAACAUUGUAAACCUAGCCACCACUUUUGUGAAUCUUUAGCCGAGUGAAUUGAUGUCACUUGCAGUCUUCACCCUAACAUUUUUUUAACAGGAAAGAGCCAGGAUUUGAAAUCUAGAUGGGAGUAUUCUCUAUGCAAACUAUAAAGCGUGUGCAUUCAUCGCAUGGUGCCAAAAUGUCGAGCUGAUGCCCAACACGCUCAAGGACGACGUGCUAGAGGACAAUCGGAUAAAGCCUCUCCACUGUUGAUGAUCUUGAGCAAGAGGGACAGCGACACUUAACCAUGGACCAGAUGUCGUGAGUUCGAAUCAUGGAUGACCCCUCAAGUUUGAAUUUUGGGUGGCACACAAUUAAGUAAAAAAAAUUGUAGCCCACUCCUUGAUCGAGGCUUGAGGGGUUUUGCGUGAGGGAGGAUGUUGAAGUGAAUUGAUCGAUGCUGUACUAGCAGACAUCUGGGUGGAUGGCAUUUCUGCCUGUUACCUUCCGAACACGCAUCAGCAGCAGCAGCAGGAGGUAAAAAAAGGGGAAAACCGGAUUGCCCGUUUCAGAAGGCAAGGGUGGAGCAGAAUCAUGAGCCAGGACACCCACCAGGUGCUGCACUGCACAGGCACACAAAAACUUCGGCUUCAUCACUCUGCUGCUGCUGCUGUUUUGCCUUUCACCACCAAUGGAGACCUGGACGGCACCGAAGCGGCAGCCUGUCGUUGUUGGCGAAAGCCGGGGCAGGAGGAUGGAUGCCAGACGGAGAAAGGUGAGAGGUACUACUACCUGAUUAGCACGUACGCACAGGAUGUCAGUGGCGUCUAUCUGUUUCUGUACGUGUGUAUGGACACUAUCGGUAGGAUGUUUUAUCGAGCGUUUCUUGAAUUUCAAGACUUUUAACGUGGUCUCCGAAAGUGUAUUAGUGCUACCAGUAACAUGUGGGUUCAAUAGCAUAAUUACGAUUCCGUUUUGGCAGAGGUUAAUAUCGUUUGUC